Armigeres subalbatus is the source of this 2489-nucleotide messenger RNA. RefSeq names its product mitosis initiation protein fs(1)Ya (gene fs(1)Ya). The coding region runs from base 136 to 2250 and encodes 704 amino acids. The transcript is spliced from 3 exons. The record is from RefSeq and is a predicted model, not a curated record. NCBI's taxonomy places the organism in Eukaryota, Metazoa, Arthropoda, Insecta, Diptera, Culicidae.
CUUGCACCGAUGCCAGCUAAACGAUCUGUGAUUUGAAUCCGAAAAAUAUCGGCAUUGCUAAAUUUUAUUCUAACAGCUCAUCCGUUAGAUUUUUAUUUGAUUUUUAUUGCAUACAGUUUAUCCACAAAUUCGACCAUGAAGAUCCCCAAAGAGGUGCAGUGCCGGACAUGUGGACAGGUGUUCUGUUGUGCGAAGUGUCGGCAGAAGCAUGAGAACAAUUCCCAUCAAGAAAUGCAAGCUAUAAGACAGAUUUGCUACAUCUGUAACAACAGACCCUUCCCGCUGCGGACGGAUACCAAGAUAACGCCGAAUAAUUUGCUAAUCCAGCAUAUCAUGACCGAGCAUCUGCCACUCCGCUGCAAUCGAUGUUCCAAGGUAUUCCUUACCGCAUCGGAUUUCAAGGCCAUUGUACGAUGCACACCGUUCGGUGACAGCAAUACCAACACAUCCAAUCAUGCUUGUAGUUUAGAACAUAGUCCCAAUAUCCCCACCAUUUUGGAAACCCCCGUAGAAAGAAAUGCUGCAGUAGAGAACAAAGAGAACAUAGAAGAUAAUGGAGGCUCAUUUGAUCAACUUUGCAGCAACCGUAAAAACAGGUUCCGACCUACGGCUGCGAUAAAAGCUAAAGAUCCUAGUAAUGUAUUGGACAAACCUAACAUAUCUAAGGAACUAAUGGGAAUUACUGAUCCAUAUGAGCAAAUCGAAAAACCAAAUGAAGCACUUCUGACACCACUUUCUAAAAUCAACCUGCGAUGGAAACGUAAAAGUCAAAGCUUUGACACAAGUAAUGGUUCUGGAAAUAUGUCCGCCCUUAAUACAUCUGAAGCAGUAGUAUUUCCGAUCCCUCACAGUGCGAGCAAAAAGUUGGCUCGCACGACAUCGACACCAAUGAUGAAUGGAUUUGGUCCUAACGCAAAAUGUUCCUAUGAGUCGUAUUCCAGUGUGCUUGGACAAAUGUCCAGCAUCCAUCAUAGUGCCAAUGAGUCCUCCUAUGCCAAAAAUGACGAUCAUACGACAGCCUCACCGGCAUCGUACGAAUUUGAGAAAGUUCGGGCCAUUAUCAAGAGUCGCUCCAAAAUCGCUGCCACUCCACUCCGUCAGGUCAUGUCAAAAAGUAUACAACGAGCGAUUGCACAGCACGGCCACUACUCGAAAAUGUUGGCGCCGGGUACUCAGCGUAAGAUGAGUUUUAAUUCCACGGGAAGUAGUGGCACAAACAGCACAGUCGGAUCCCCAUCCCGUAAUGCCAUAGAUCUCCGAACAACGCCUGCAUUGAAAAGAGCAUCAAGUGAGAUUUGUGUUGGAUUUCGGAAAAGUAUCAAAGUGGCUUCCUUACAAAAAUCGCAAAGUGAAGAUUGUGGUCUCAACCAGACUGAAUCCCAGUAUUAUGACACACAUCAAAAUGAAACAUCGCUCGAAACUGAUGGCAGUAUAACUCAAGAAAAUUAUGAUAAUCACAGAAUCGACGAGCGAAGUAUCAUCGCAAACGAUCUGGCAAAUCUCAAGUCUUUCCCCAGCUACUACCAGGACACUCCAAAAAUGGCUGGCGGAAUACUCAAAAAGGUCAUAUCGUUCACAACCCCUGAAAUGACUCGGAUUGGCGAGCACCAACCUGAUCCAGACGAAACUGCCGACGUUUGGGCAACACCCAGUUCUAUACCACCGCGAAGUUUCAGUUGCUCGGCACUUCAAGAAACAGGUCUUAAUUCGUUCGUUUCUGACAGCAACUGUGACGAUGUAUUUCAACCUCCGAUGAGAUCUAAAUCAUGCCAAAAACUAAGAAUGGAUCCACCAAAUUCUAUACCGAGUACCGGAAAACUUUGGAGCAUUGUUUCAAAUGUUAUCAGAUUGGCAUCCCGAGCGGAUGUUCGAGAUGAUUUGGGUUCCGAUAACCCGGAAUAUUCCAGUGAUCCCGAUAAUGGUGACAGUGGAGGUGGUUCUACCUUUCCCAAAAAUUUGGUACGAAGGGCAAGUUCCUUUGCAGGAUUUUUAAGAAAUCGACUACCGGGAAGACCGCUGCAGACAAGUACCUCUCCCGAGUCAGACGAACUUCCAUCGCCUAACCGGUCCGGAGGGUUAGGAAGUGCCACGAAGCGAAGACGUACUAACUCUGUGUAUAGCAGACCGUACGAAAGUGUUGCGAUGCGCCCCAUUUCAAGUCCGUUGGCGAAAAGAAAACGCAUUCAAGGAAGGCAACCUAUUGAGCGGAUGCGGAACAACAGCCGUGGAAGCAGUGGAAGUGAUUAUUAAAUAACGGGAAUAAGAGGCAAUCCUAGGCGAGUAGCGAAAUAGUUUUAUGUCAUUCAUAAGUCAAUGUAGAUUCUAAGCCUAUAGAGAUAAAGCCAAGUUCUCACAAUUUGUAUUCUAUCACGAAAGUAGUCCAUGUAAGGCGUGGCGUGACAUUCAUUGAUUUUUGUUGGUGCCAUAAUUUCUCAUUACGUGGUGUAAAUUAAUUGAAUAAAGUGCAUGAUUCUAUUGGAAGAGUUUAA